AUGUCAUCCCCAACCAUCUACCUCAUCACCGGGGCCAGCAGAGGGAUUGGCCUCGCCCUCACCCAAACUCUCCUGCUCCUCCCAAACACCACUGUGAUCGCUACCAUGCGCAACCCCACCACGAACUCUCUCUAUACUAACCCCCCACCAACAUCCCCCACCUCAACCCUCAUCCUCCUUCCCCUCGACAUCCAAUCCACCACCUCAAUUACUACAGCCAUCGAAACCCUCAAAUCGAAACACAACAUCACGCACAUCGACACCGUGAUUUCCAACGCAGGGUACUACAACGACGCCACCCACCGCGUCGACAACAUCCCUCUCUCUACUGUGCAAUCGCACUUGGACGUGAACACGCUUGGCACAAUCCGCCUCUUCCAGGGUGUGUAUGACAUGCUGAAGAAGAGCACGAAGCCGAUGUUUGUCAGUGUUAGUAGCUUCCUGGGGAGUAUCGGCGGUCUCGAGGAGGAAUUCUUUCCCGGGGCUGCAUACGGGGUUAGUAAGGCUGCCAGUAACUGGGUGACGAGGAAAAUGCAUGUUGAGAAUGAGGAGAUGGUUUGUUUCAUGGUUCAUCCGGGGUUCGUCAAGACUGAGAUGGGGAAUGCGUGUGCGAAGAGUAUUGGGUUGGAAGAGGCGUUUGCGGAGCCGAAGGAGUGUGCGGAGGCUUUGGUGAAGUUGAUUGCAAGCGCCACGAGGGAAACAGUCGGAGGUCGGUUCAUCAGUUGGAGAGGGGAAGAGGUUCCUUUCUAA
Messenger RNA from Aspergillus niger, 750 nucleotides. RefSeq lists its product as uncharacterized. The transcript is spliced from 4 exons. The record is from RefSeq and is a predicted model, not a curated record. The coding region runs from base 1 to 750 and encodes 249 amino acids. Gene Ontology annotation, molecular function: oxidoreductase activity. Lineage: Eukaryota; Fungi; Ascomycota; Eurotiomycetes; Eurotiales; Aspergillaceae.